UUCACUCUGGUUCUGAUAACUCAAAACCCAAAAAUCCUUUCUCAAAAUUCUGCAAGAACACCCCAAACACUCAUGCCACAUUUAUUACUAUACGUCGUACCCAGACUCCACAACAAAUAGCAUUUUCACAUCAAAAUCCCAGUCAAACCUCCAACAGUUGGAGUGGAUAAUGAUCAUUGAUCAACCAAGAUUUCAAUGGCAACAGAGGUUGUGGAAAUCCUAACUAUCCCAGAUAGUGCAGCCGACGACGAUGAAAUCUCCGUUCUGUAUGUCAGACCAGUUCCCAUCAAGAAAGGCACCAGCAGACUCGACGCCAUCCCAGUUGAGAAUUAUCCUCUUAGACCCAAAGGGGUGAUCGAUUUAUCCCAAGACUCCUUUUAUUUUAAUGAUGAAGUGAAACUGCUGUACUCAUUCACAAAAACUCGGAAUAGGGUUUUCAAAGGCGAGUCUUCCAACACAAAAUCACCCAAGGAGACUGAGUUAAGCAUCCCUUCAAGUUUAACCUUCAUGUGCGAAAUUUGUGCUGAUGAGAAGCCUGUUAAUGACCUGUUCCGAGUUUUGGGAUGCACUCAUUCUUACUGUUCAGAGUGCAUGGGGAAAUAUGUGGCCUCCAAGUUGCAAGAGAAUAUUACUGCUAUUAACUGCCCUGUUUCUGGCUGCAAUGGGUUCUUGGAGCCUCAACAUUGCCGUUCUAUCCUGCCAAAGCAGGUUUUUGACAGAUGGGGCGAUGCGUUGUGUGAGGCUGUGAUUCUGGCGUCGGAGAAGUUUUAUUGCCCGUAUAAGGAUUGUUCGGCUUUGUUGAUCGAUGACCAGAGUGUGGACAAUGAGGUUAUAAUGCAAUCUGAAUGCCCUGAUUGUAACAGGCUUUUCUGUGUGCAGUGCAAGGUUCCUUGGCAUUCGGACAUGGCGUGCUCGGAUUUUCAGAAGUUGAAGGAGGGUGAGAGGAGCAAUGAGGAUAUAAUGCUGAUGAAUCUUGCCAAGAGUAAGAAGUGGAUGAGGUGUCCCAAGUGCAAAUUCUAUGUUGAGAAGUCAUCGGGUUGCUUGUUCAUGAGAUGCAGGUGUGGAUAUGCUUUUUGCUACAACUGUGGAGCUCAGCUGCAGACAGAGCACUACUGUCGUGAUUGCAAGCACUAAAUCCCAUAUAGUUAUUGCUUCAUAUCUUAGAGGUGCAAAAGUUGGUCAGUCGAUGAUGUUUCAUAUACAUGACUACAUUGAAAGAUCAAAUGUGGGACUCAAUUUCUUCAAAACUGCUCUCUUUUGACAUCAUGGACAAAUGAAGGUCCUAGGAGGUGGCGUACUAUAUAAGUUCCGCCGUCUAAGUAUAUAUAUAUAGAUAGAUAGACAUGUUCCAACUUAUAUAUGAAUUUAGCAUGAAGUGGAAUAGCUACGGAUAAUUCAUCAACUGAUCUUUUGAUAUUGCUGGAUGGCCCUUGAAUGUUCGGACCAAUUGUCAUAUCAGAACGCCAACUUGUGAACCGCUUUGAAAAUAGUAUGUUAAUUACUGUGCAAAUAGUCUAGCAGUUUGUUUUC
Sesamum indicum (sesame) is the source of this 1530-nucleotide messenger RNA. RefSeq names its product RING/U-box superfamily protein. Gene Ontology annotation, molecular function: ubiquitin-protein transferase activity; zinc ion binding. Gene Ontology annotation, biological process: protein ubiquitination. NCBI's taxonomy places the organism in Eukaryota, Viridiplantae, Streptophyta, Magnoliopsida, Lamiales, Pedaliaceae. The record is from RefSeq and is a predicted model, not a curated record.